Molecule: messenger RNA, 1017 nt
Organism: Condylura cristata (star-nosed mole)
Lineage: Eukaryota; Metazoa; Chordata; Mammalia; Eulipotyphla; Talpidae
Gene: ACP6
Product: acid phosphatase 6, lysophosphatidic
Exons: 9
Biological process (GO): dephosphorylation
Molecular function (GO): phosphatase activity
Source: RefSeq, a predicted model, not a curated record
UCAAAGCAGGUGGAGUGGAGUCCGCGGCUUCUAGACGUCCCCCCCCACACCCGCUUUGACUACACGGUCAGCAGUCUCACGGGGGGCCCGAGACCUCACUCGCCCUACGACGCGCAGUAUCAAAGCACUGUGCUGCAGGGGGGCAUCUUCGCUGGACAGCUGACCAGGGUGGGCAUGCAGCAGAUGUUUGCCCUGGGCCAGAGGCUGAGGAAGAGCUAUGUGGAGGACGUCUCCUUCCUGUCUCCCACCUACAACCCCCUGGAGGUCUUCGUCCGUUCCACUAACAUAUAUCGGAACCUGGAGUCUACCCGGUGUUUGCUGGCUGGCCUUUUCCAACAUCCAAAAGGGCCUGUCAUCAUCCACACCGAUGAGGCGAGCUCUGAGGUGUUGUACCCCAAUUACCAAAACUGCAGGAGUCUACGGGAAAUAACCAGAGGCCGGAAAGAGGCUGCCUCUUCGCAGCCAGGAAUCUCAGAAGAUUUGAAAAAGGUGAAAGAAGGACUGGGCAUUGCCGACAGCGACAGAGUCGAUUUCUUCAACCUCUUUGACAACAUGGCUGCCGAGCAGGCACACGGCCUCCCGGGCUGCCCCACGCUGAGACGGUUUGCCGGGAUGAUCGAGCAGAGAGCGGUGGACACGGCCUUGUACCUCCUGCAAGGGGAAGACGGGGAGAGCCUGCAGAUGUCGGUGGGCCUGUUCCUGCACCUGCUGGAGGGCAACCUGCUCAGGUCCGUGGACCCCGCCGCCCCGCCCGGCUCGGCCAGAAAGCUGUACCUGUACGCCGCUCACGACGUGACGCUCAUGCCGCUCUUACUCGCCUUGGGGAUUUUUGACAACAAGUGGCCCCCCUUUGCCGCGGACCUGACCCUGGAGCUGUACCAGCACAGGGAGACCCAGGAGUGGUUCGUGCGGCUCUACUACAGCGGGGAGGAGCAGCUGCCCAGGGGUUGCGCCGACCGGCUCUGUCCGCUGGACGCGUUCCUGAACACCUUGGCACUGUACUCGGUGAGCCCAGAG